UCUCUUUUUCUUCCUCAAAUUCCCAAAUCCAAUUUCAACCCUUUCAUUCUUCUUCGCACAAUCAACAUUCAAUUCAACGCUAAUCAACCUCAAUUCCUCCUCCCUUAUCAGUUAUCACUCUCUUCCGAUUUUUGAUUAGGGUUAUUGUAUAAUUUGUAUUAUACCAUUUACAACCAUACUUUGUUUAUUUUUUUCUUUCAAUUUUGUAUUUUUUUCAUAAUUCAAUAUCAUUAUUGAUCGAUGUAUUCAUUCCCCACCUUGUAAUCUAGUUUCAUCAAUAUCUAUAUCAAUUAUAUGUAAAUUAGGUUUAGGAUUUGGAUUAGGGUUUGUAUUUUACUUCAUCUGCUAUGGAGAAUUUGCGAAGACCGAUUGAUAGAUCCAAAGAACCGAUUUUGAAGCGACCCAGAUUGAUAAAAGAUCCGCGACAUGCGGAAUCGAGUGCUCCGAUGUUUCCACAGAGACAACAGCAAGUUACUUCUGCUUCACGGUUCAGACAGAAUGAUACAGAUGUGGAAAAUAAUGAAGAUGGUUACCAGCCUCAGCCGCUGCCGUUUCAGGAGCUUGUGGCGCAGUAUAAGAGUGGGCUUGCGGAGCUGACUUUCAAUUCGAAACUGAUAAUUAACAACCUGACUAGAAUUGCGGACGAAAAUCGAGCUGCUGAGAAGGCUAUUGCUGCUACUAUAUGUGCUAACAUUCUAGAGGUUCCUAGUGAACAAAAGCUGCCAUCUCUUUAUCUCUUAGACAGUAUUGUUAAGAAUAUUGGGCGGGAUUACAUAAAAUUCUUUGCUGCCAAACUACCCGAGGUGUUCUGCAAGGCAUACAAACAGGUUGAACCUCCUGUCCGUCAAAGUAUGAAACACCUUUUUGGAACUUGGAAAGGAGUCUUUCCUCCUCAGACCCUUCAGGCUAUAGACAAAGAACUAGGCUUCACUCCAGCAGUCAAUGGUUCGUCUUCAGCAUCUGCUGCACUCAGGAGUGAUUCACAGACACAUCAUCCAUCUCACAGUAUACAUGUGAAUCCCAAGUAUUUUGAGAGACAGCGUGUUCAGGAGUCCAGCAGGAGUAAUCAGCACACUCAUAGAGACCCAUUCAAUGACCCUGUUCCAGAAAAGAGCAUCAGUGCAUCCUAUGGAGGCGGUGAACAUGGUUCCAAUCUCUCAAGGAAUAUGGGCAUGGGUAUUGGCAGAACUGAUGGCAGCAUAACUGAGUUAGGACACCGCAAUUUGUACAACAAAGCUGCUGGUGUUUCAGGGACCAUAUCUGGGCAAAGAAAUGGUGUUGGCCUGAAGCAUAGUUUUUCAAAUACUGAAGCUACUACUAUUUCGGAUGCACAACAUCAGCCAACACGAAACAUAACUGGCAUAAAGAGAAAUGCAAUGUCAAAUAGCUGGAAAAAUUCCGAGGAAGAGGAGUACAUGUGGGAUGACAUGAACAUUGGAUUGACUAGUCAUGGUGUCCGUAACAACUUGGGCAAUGAUGCUUGGACUGCUGAUGAUGAGAAUUUGGACGCUGAAGAGAACCACCACCAAAUCAGAAAUGUUUUUGGGACAAAUGUUGAUAGAGAAAUGACCAAUAGAUCUCAAGCCACUCAAAAGAAACAAUUUCGGCAUCAUCCGUCGUUAUCAUGGAAAUUGCAGGAGCAUCAAUCAAUUGAUGAAUUGGAUCAGGAAUUGGGUCCCUCGGAUGGAUGUAUGUCAAUCUCUGGUUCCUUACUAGGCAAUGCAAAUUCUUCUGCUGCCAGGAUGGGGAAUCGUGCUUUCCUGCCCAAUGCAAGAAUUGGAGGACAACAGUUUCAUUCUGUGGGAUCUGAAUCCAUUUCAGGGCAGUCACCUUUGCGACAACGCUCUCCUUCGCCACCAAGUAUCGACCACUCUCAUCUAAUAGAAAAUUUCGAUAAGCAAGACCAUCCUCACAGUCGUAAAACAUCUCAGUUUUUGGGAGGCCUGCAAAGCAAAUAUAUUAAAGAUUCUUCACCCACCCUUUCUCCUAAUAUUCAGGUUGGAGACUUGCGAAGAUCAUCACAGGUAAAAGACUUGCAGGGUCCAUUACCUUCAGCGAGUUUUCAGCCAAGGUAUCAGCAACAACUGAGCGCUUCUCCCACUGAAGUAAAUGUUAAGACUAAGAAGCUACCCUUGUCCAAUGUUUCUUUAGCCCGAGAAACCUCAGAGCAGCCAGCCACAAGUCAUACAGAAAUUGCAAGUGUGAAGAGUAGACUAUUCUCCAACAUGCCAAUUACUAGUAAUCUUCCAUCUCUAUUAGGGUCUCGGCCUUCUCAGUCAGGCGGUUCUUCCCCUGCCACAUUAAUUUCUUCAGUGUCUGCCAAUGCUUCUCCAUCUUCAUCUGCUUUGCCAAAAAGACCUCAAAGAAAGGCUGGACAAUCAAUAAGGACAUCUACUCUACCACCAGCUUCCUCGAAUGUUAGCAGUGCCUCAGCCCAGACAUUGGAUGCUACAAAUAAAACCUCAAAUCCACUUUCAAACCUUUUAAGCUCAUUAGUUGCAAAGGGUUUGAUAUCCACAGAAACUGAGACACCAGCUGAGGUGGUGUCUCGAUCGGAAGAUUACUGCGACAGCUUUAGUACCAGUAGCUCUAUGCCUGUUGCUUCAUUGUCUGGUUCUGCAGUUGUCCCUGUCCCUUCUACUAAAGAUGAGUUAGAUGAUACUGCAAAAACAUCUACGUCCUUAUCUGAAUCAACCAGCACAGAUAUUAGAAAUGUCAUUGGCUUUGAGUUUAAGCCUAAUGUAAUCAGAAAAUUGCAUCCAUCUGUAAUUAGUGGAUUAUUUGAUGAUUUUCCACAUCAUUGCAGCAUUUGUGGCCUUAAGCUCAAACUCCAAGAGCAGUUUAAUAGACACUUGGAGUGGCACGCCACAAGAGAAAGAGAACACAGUGGUUUAACUAAAGCAUCAAGAUGGUAUCUGAAGUCAACUGACUGGGUUGCUGGCCAAGCUGAAUGUUCAUCUGAAAAUGAGUUUACUGACUCUGUAGAUUCACAAGACAAGGAAACAGACGAAAGUCAAGAGGAUGCAAUGGUUCUGGCAGAUGAAAACCAGUGCUUAUGUGUGCUAUGUGGCGAGUUAUUUGAAGAUGUUUACUGUCAGGAAAAUAGUGAGUGGAUGUUCAAAGGGGCUGUUUACGUGACUAAUUCAGAUAGCGAUACUGAGACGGGAAUCAAAGAUACGAGUUCUGGAAGGGGUCCUAUCAUUCACACAAGAUGCUUAUCAGAUAACUCGUUAUCGAGUGUCCUCAAGAUGGAACAAGAUUGAAACAAGCUUAGAACACUGGAGCUUUGAUGUUAACAAGAAUUAACAAACUGAGUAAACCCAGGUUUACUUCACUUUUAGCGAAUCUUGAUAUCUCUUCAUGCUGAAUUUAUUUCUCUAAUUGGUUUCUAGAGCUGGCAAACAAAUUUUGUGCUCCAGUUUUUUGUUCUUGUUUUCCUUUUCCUUGUUCCUAUUUUUAUUACUUGUAAUCAGGAGGACACUUUAAUUCCUCAGUGUUCAAAGUAUAUAUAUAUACAUGCAAUAGUUUUUACAGCUCAACUCUUUGCUCAUUGAUGUGGUUGUAUUGUAACUUAAUUUUGUAUGAUAAAGCAGAUUUGUGGUUUUUAUACAGCAUCUGGCUGUAAUAUGAAGCAAGGCACUUAAGCCAUUGUCGCAAAUGUUGGGUGGCAGUCUGUAUCAUUAUAAUUUCAAAUUUCUACUGUAUUGAUGGUUCCCCUUCCUACAUGGGCAUUACAUUUGUAAUUUCCUGAAAUUCAGUUUCUUUGUAAUA
Vicia villosa (hairy vetch) is the source of this 3771-nucleotide messenger RNA. Its product is annotated as polyadenylation and cleavage factor homolog 4-like. The transcript has 6 exons. Gene Ontology annotation, molecular function: mRNA binding; RNA polymerase II complex binding. Gene Ontology annotation, cellular component: mRNA cleavage factor complex; cytoplasm. Gene Ontology annotation, biological process: termination of RNA polymerase II transcription. The coding region runs from base 348 to 3263 and encodes 971 amino acids. NCBI's taxonomy places the organism in Eukaryota, Viridiplantae, Streptophyta, Magnoliopsida, Fabales, Fabaceae. The record is from RefSeq and is a predicted model, not a curated record.